This is a messenger RNA of Phlebotomus argentipes, 2935 nucleotides long. It is a transcript of the gene Invadolysin, whose product is annotated as leishmanolysin-like peptidase. Gene Ontology annotation, molecular function: metalloendopeptidase activity. The record is from RefSeq and is a predicted model, not a curated record. Bases 204 to 2240 code for a protein of 678 amino acids. Gene Ontology annotation, biological process: cell adhesion; proteolysis. The transcript is spliced from 9 exons. Gene Ontology annotation, cellular component: cytoplasm; membrane. Lineage: Eukaryota; Metazoa; Arthropoda; Insecta; Diptera; Psychodidae.
CCAGUCGAGUCGCUUUUACUCCGCGACAUCUCUCUCGAAGAGUUCAGUUCAGUGUGAAAGAGCGAUGGAGAAGGUUGUGCACCUGUAAAGAAUUUCUAUAGAACACAAAACUUGUAAAUUUUCACUACUUGUGACCACUCAAUUACCAAGAAAUUGAUGGGAAAGUGUAACAGAGACGUGUAGUGUUGUCAACAAUUGUAAAAAUGCAUGCAAACGCGGGGACAAUGGCAGGAAAAUUGAUUUUUGGUGUUUGUUUACCUUUUGCUCUGUUUUUCUCCACAAAUGGAUACCUAAUUCAGCAUCAGUGUUCCCAUCAGCAUCCAAAGGCGCACGAGGUUAUCCAUGGCGCCCACAUCGAGCCGGCACACAAAAUCCGGAAGCGGAGCCUCGAUCAGCCACUGCGAAUGACCAUCACAUACGAUGAGUCUGUUUAUAGACUGGACGAAGAUAAAUUCGAAUUAGUUAAUACAAUCAUUCUGCCAGAAGCUGUUCAUUUUUGGGAGAAAGCGCUCAUGGUGCGGGAAACGAAACAAGUCAUUAGAUUAAAUAGGAAAUGCGAGAGCAGUCAGGUUUUCGUGAAAAAUUCCCUGACUUACUGCAUUGACUCGUGCAAAGCCACAACGAUGUGUGGCGAGGUGGCCGUGCCGGAGAAGCACUUGGACGUGUGUCGAACGUGCAAUGCGACGGGCCAGGAUUGUCGCGAAGCUCCUGGCUCAAAGGCCGGUCCGGGCAUCGCUCACACGGAUUUCAUCUUCUACGUGUCGGCACGACAGACUGAGCGAUGCCACAAGGGACUCACAGUGGCUUAUGCGGCUCAUUGUCAGCAAGAGGCGGCUCUGGACAGACCGAUUGCCGGUCACGCGAAUCUCUGUCCGCAGAGCAUUAGCACAAAGCCGCAGGAGUUGCAGACAUUGCUGUCCACGGUGAAGCACGAAAUCCUGCACGCGCUUGGCUUCUCCGUGAGUCUGUAUGCGUUCUUCAGGGACGAGAAGGGUUACCCGAGAACACCCAGGAAGCCAGACACGGGAAAGCCCUAUCUGAAUGAGAAGCUGCAGAUUCACCAGUGGAGCAAUUCCACCAUCAAGCGCAUCGUGAGAGAGCACUGGGCUGUCCGCGGAGGGCAUAUUCGAAGGGCGAUUGACAUGAUGGUGACACCGCGGGUGGUGGAGGAGGCGCGGAAGCACUUCAACUGCAACAUUCUCGAGGGAGCUGAGCUGGAGGAUCAGGGUGGCGAAGGGACGGCUCUCACCCACUGGGAGAAGAGGAUAUUCGAGAAUGAGGCAAUGACGGGCACUCACACUCAAUCUCCGGUCUUCUCGAGGAUAACACUCGCCCUCAUGGAGGACUCUGGCUGGUAUAAGGCCAAUUACAGUAUGGCAUCGCCGCUGACGUGGGGUAAGAACCUGGGGUGCAAUUUUGCCAUGCGAAGCUGCAAAGAUUGGAUUGCGAUGAAUCACGCAAACGAAUCACUUUCCUCGGGAGCCAGUGAAGCAUUUCGAGGUCGCACGAUUCACCCGUUCUGCUCGAAAGUCAAAAGAGAUCCACUUCAGACAGAAUGUACCGACGAUAGAAAUUCAGUGGCCUUGUGCAAUUUGAUCCGACACGACUAUCCACUGCCCAAAGAAUAUCAGAAUUUCGACAGCAUCGCACACGUUGCUGCCGGUGAGGAGGAGUUCUACGGCGGUUCCGUGUCACUGGCAGAUCACUGUCCCUACAUCCAAGAGUUCACGUGGAGGAGCAAAAACGUCACCGUCAGGGGUUCACAGUGUCAAUUCGAAGACAAUAAUCCAAAGCCUGAGAAGAACUUCGCGCUGGAGUCUUAUGGCGAGAAUUCCAAGUGUUUCGACCACACUGACGCCAUGUGGGAGGAACGAUCGUGCCGACAGACACGGGAAUGGCAGCACUGGGGCUCAGGUUGCUACAACUACCGUUGCGAGGAGGGCAGACUGCACAUCCAGGUGUACAACUACUCAUUCGAGUGCUACCACGCCGGUCAGGAGAUCAGCGUGCGUAUCUUCGCGGGCGGAUGGCUCCACCGAGGCGCCCUGCGCUGUCCUCCGUGCCGCGAUGUGUGCAGCGAGGAGUUCGCCAGCCGCGGCGAGCACUGUCGCGUUGGCGAGGAAGCGCCGCCGCCCAACUUCUAUCCUCGAGACGAGCUCAGAUGCUCGGGAGUGCGCUGGCGGCCGCCGCACUUGCUGCUCGCCAUCCUCUGUCUCUUGCUGCCCGCGGGACUAACAUAGUCCGGGCAUGUGAAACUGAUCACGAGGGCGUGAUUGGGUAUCUGGAAUGUGAUAAAACAGAAGAGAAAACUAUGUUAAAAACACUGUAAAGUGUGAAAUUGUGCGUGGAAGUGAGCGGAAGCGUGUGAAUGUGACUUAGGAAGAGGAGGAAAGAUAAGAAAUCCCUGAGGUGAACCCUGAGAGAGACGUUUCGUGUUCAAAAAAGAACUUUAAAAGCCACUUUUAUCAAUUUCAAUUGUAAAUGUAAAAGAAAAAGUUAAAAAGUAUUUUCCAAAUCGGCGAUUUUCCAACAUCAUUCACAUUUUAGAUAGCAGUUAGGCGGUAAUUUAGUGAGAAGGAUGAAAAGAUAGGGAGCAUGAUAGAGAGAAAAAAUCCACUGUAUUAGAGAAUUUAACUAAUUUAUUGCUUAGGAUGUGAGAAAUACCACAAAGUAUAAAUACUCAUGAAGUUUUCAAGGCUCUAUAAGUAGGAUUAAUUGUUUUCUUUUUGUGGACACAAACGAAAGUGGACUGAUUAGAAGCAUUCCCAAUUUGUGCAUUAUCUCUCCUCUGUAGCAUUUCAUGCUCUGGAGGACAAUGAAGAAGCCACAACAUUCCCUGUGAAUUACCAGAUCAUCAUACCGACUCACGUGGACGAGAAGUACCAUCAUAUUUCGAGAUAAAUUGCCAAAGUGACAUGUAAUUUGUUCAAAAAUC